AAGAUAUAAUAAAUUAUAUACUCGUCUUUAGAAGUACUCAAAGUACAUCUGUACUCAAAGGAUAGUAGAUAAAGAACGUAAAAGAUUGCAUCUACGUUAAUUCGUUCAUAGCCACAGACGGCGUCUGUUGAAUUGUCCUUAACCUGAAAAAUGGCGGCCAAUAUUAAUGGAGUAUUCACUGAAAAUUUACGAAAUGCAAUACUUCAAAGUAAAGUACUUAUUGUGGGUGCUGGCGGAAUUGGAUGUGAAAUAUUAAAAAAUCUAGUUAUGACAGGAUUUGUCAAUAUCGAAAUUAUUGAUUUAGACACGAUUGAUGUUAGCAAUUUAAACAGACAGUUUUUAUUUCAAAAGAAACAUGUAGGAAAAUCAAAAGCUGAUGUCGCAAGAGAAACAGCAUUGACAUUUAAUCCCGAUGCAAAAAUUGUUCAUUAUCAUGACAGUAUUACAACUUCUGAUUAUGGAGUAUCAUUUUUUAAAAAGUUUACGUUAGUUAUGAAUGCACUUGAUAAUAGAGCAGCUAGGAAUCAUGUAAAUAGAAUGUGUUUAGCAGCAGAUGUACCUUUAAUUGAAUCUGGUACAGCUGGUUACGAGGGUCAAGUAGAACUCAUAAAAAAAGGGUUAAGUCAAUGUUAUGAGUGUACACCAAAAGCUGCACAAAAAACUUUCCCUGGUUGUACAAUUCGUAAUACACCUAGUGAGCCAAUUCAUUGCAUAGUAUGGGCAAAACAUUUAUUCAAUCAGCUAUUUGGUGAAGAGGAUCCUGAUCAGGAUGUAUCUCCAGAUACUGCUGAUCCAGAAGCAGCAGACUCUGCAGGCCAAGGUGCUUUAAACUCAGAAUCAAAUGAAAAAGGAAAUGUUGAUAGAACAUCAACUAGAGGUUGGGCACAAUCAUGUAAUUAUGAUUCAGAGAAAUUAUUUACAAAAUUAUUCCAUGAUGAUAUAAAAUAUUUGCUAAGUAUGGAUAAUUUAUGGAAGAAAAGAAGACCACCUAUUCCUUUAAGUUGGAAAGAAUUACCAGAUGGAGUACCAGGAUGCAGUAAAGAAGUAAAUGAACCCGGCUUAAAAGAUCAACAACGUUGGAGUAUUUCCAAAUGUGGUACAGUAUUUGCUGAGUCAGUGAAAAGUUUAAGCAAUAAUUUGAAAGCUUUACAAGAAAAAUCACCAAACAACCAUUUAGUUUGGGAUAAAGAUGAUCAAAGUUCAAUGGAUUUUGUUGCUGCAUGUGCCAAUAUAAGAGCUUACAUUUUUGGUAUACCUCAAAAAACGAGGUUUGAUAUAAAAUCAAUGGCAGGAAAUAUAAUUCCUGCAAUCGCAACUACAAAUGCGAUAGUUGCCGGUUUAGUUGUUCUUCAUGCGUUCCGAAUUCUUGAAAAUAAUUUAAAGGCAUGUAAAUCUGUAUAUUUGCGUUCGAAAAUGAAUCAUCGUAAUCAGUUAUUGGUACCAGAAAAAAAUGUCAAUCCACCAAACCCAAAAUGUUAUGUAUGUGCACCUACACCACAGGCAGUAUUAGCAAUUGAUACAUCAAAAACGACAAUCAAAGAACUUGAUGAAGUAGUAUUAAAAAAUAGGUUGAACAUGAUUGCUCCAGAUGUUAUGAUAGAUGGUACUGGUAACGUUGUUAUCAGCAGUGAGGAAGGUGAAACUGAAGACAAUAAUAAUAAAUUCUUAGAAGAAUUAGGAAUUAAAGAUGGUACCAUUCUUAAGGUCGAUGACUUCCACCAAAAUUAUUCAUUAACUGUAACUAUAGUCUAUAGAGAACGGUCAAGUUUAAAAGGCGAUAGUCCUGAUUUCGUCAUUUUAGCCAAAGAACAAGAUCUUAAACCUAAAGAAGAAGAUUUAGUGAAACCAUCAACUUCAAAUGGCCAGGUGGAAAUAUCUGAUGACAAUGUAAUGAUUGUUGAAACCGAAACAUCAUCAGAUGUGGCAAAGAAACGUAAAAUUGAAGCUUCUGAAGAAAAUUUAUCAAAGAAACGAAAAUUGGAAAUUAAUGAUGUGGAUGAUGAUAUUUCUAUAAUUGAAAAUGAUAUAAAUAAUGACAUGGAUAAAGUAAAAUCAAAUUUCAAAACACAGAAUACAGAAGAGAAAAAUGAUGAUUGUUUAAUUGUACAUGAUGAUAACAAGUCAAUAGUUGCAACAUCCCAAACUUUGUAAAAGCCACACCAAGAAUUCUUCAAAAGUUGGUACUAUUUUUAAUCUUUAUAAAAAAAAAAAAUGUAUUUAAAAACUACUAACGAUUAAAUAAAACA
Molecule: messenger RNA, 2246 nt
Organism: Frieseomelitta varia
Lineage: Eukaryota; Metazoa; Arthropoda; Insecta; Hymenoptera; Apidae
Gene: Uba2
Product: SUMO-activating enzyme subunit 2
Exons: 9
Coding region: 151-2151 (666 amino acids)
Biological process (GO): protein sumoylation
Cellular component (GO): SUMO activating enzyme complex; cytoplasm
Molecular function (GO): SUMO activating enzyme activity
Source: RefSeq, a predicted model, not a curated record